UGAGGGGGCAACGUGACCACGUGACAUUCACCCUUCUCCCACAAUCCACCGCGGUUCACGUUUGGAUCCUGAGCUGAGUGUCAAACCCAAGAUGGCGCUUCAUCGGUUAUACCAGCUGUCCUCCCUGCUGCGCUCGGCCGUCAGCCUGACCCUGCGCAGGAACAUCGGGGUGUCUGCAGUUGUCCUCAAGGAGCUCGACCCCGUCCAGAAACUGUUCCUGGAUAAGAUCCGGGACUACAACACCAAGAGCAAGACUGCUGGUGGCAUCGUGGAUGGCGGCCCUGGUUAUCAGAAGAACGUCACGGAGGAAGUAACAAAACUGCAGAGGCUAUACGGCGGUGGAGACUUCAACAAGUUCCCCGACUUCAAAUUCCCAGAGCCCAAGCUUGACGAAGGAGCUAAGUGAACGAUGUCCAUGUUGUAUAUCUCAUCCAAUGACCCAAUAUGUUGUAUUUAAUAAAAAGAAAGUGGACUGAAA
This is a messenger RNA of Cololabis saira (Pacific saury), 478 nucleotides long. RefSeq names its product ATP synthase peripheral stalk subunit F6 (gene atp5pf). Gene Ontology annotation, molecular function: proton transmembrane transporter activity. Lineage: Eukaryota; Metazoa; Chordata; Actinopteri; Beloniformes; Belonidae. The record is from RefSeq and is a predicted model, not a curated record. The transcript has 4 exons. The coding region runs from base 92 to 406 and encodes 104 amino acids. Gene Ontology annotation, biological process: proton motive force-driven ATP synthesis.